Gadus chalcogrammus (walleye pollock) is the source of this 2465-nucleotide messenger RNA. RefSeq names its product eukaryotic translation initiation factor 2, subunit 1 alpha b (gene eif2s1b). NCBI's taxonomy places the organism in Eukaryota, Metazoa, Chordata, Actinopteri, Gadiformes, Gadidae. The record is from RefSeq and is a predicted model, not a curated record. Gene Ontology annotation, cellular component: eukaryotic translation initiation factor 2 complex; eukaryotic 48S preinitiation complex; eukaryotic translation initiation factor 2B complex. Bases 164 to 1111 code for a protein of 315 amino acids. The transcript has 8 exons. Gene Ontology annotation, molecular function: translation initiation factor activity; RNA binding; ribosome binding.
CUUUUAGGGUAUGAUCUCUUCCGGGUCGAAAAAAAAUAGCACACACCGAUGAAUUGGAGUUAGCUGGCCCAAAUCUUUAAAAUAUAGAAAGCGAAUAUUGAACCAAGAAGUUCUGAAGAACAGAAAUCCAUUUCAAAUCUAUUUGUAACCAUAUGACACAGCGAUGCCGGGGCUCAGCUGUAGAUUCUACCAGCACCGGUUUCCAGAGGUGGAAGAUGUGGUGAUGGUGAACGUGAGGUCCAUCGCUGAGAUGGGUGCCUACGUCAGCCUUUUGGAGUACAACAACAUCGAGGGCAUGAUCCUCCUCAGUGAGCUGUCACGUCGACGUAUCCGCUCCAUCAACAAGCUUAUUCGCAUAGGCCGCAAUGAGUGUGUGGUGGUCAUCCGUGUAGACAAAGAGAAGGGAUACAUUGACCUGUCAAAAAGAAGAGUUUCACCAGAGGAGGCCAUCAAAUGUGAAGACAAAUUCACCAAAUCUAAAACCGUGUACAGCAUUCUCCGGCACGUGGCCGAGGUGCUGGAAUACAGCAAGGACGAGCAGCUGGAGAGCCUCUUCCAGCGCACCGCCUGGGUCUUUGAUGAGAAGUACAAGCGGCCCGGAUACGGUGCCUACGAUGUCUUCAAACAGGCGGUGGCAGACCCUGCCAUCCUGGAUGGGCUGGACCUGACAGAAGAGGAGAGGAACGUACUCAUUGACAACAUCAACAGGCGACUCACUCCACAGGCGGUCAAAAUCAGAGCCGACAUUGAGGUGGCGUGCUAUGGCUACGAGGGGAUCGACGCGGUGAAGGAAGCACUCCGGGCGGGGCUUGGCUGCUCUACAGAAGUCAUGCCUAUCAAGAUCAACCUGAUCGCACCUCCACGCUACGUGAUGACCACAACCACCCUGGAGCGCACAGAAGGCCUGUCUGUCCUUAACCAGGCCAUGGCUGCCAUCAAGGAGAAAAUUGAGGAGAAGAGGGGUGUGUUCAACAUCCAGAUGGAGCCUAAGGUGGUGACGGACACGGAUGAGACGGAGCUGGCACGACAGCUGGAGAGGUUAGAGCGGGAAAACGCUGAGGUGGACGGAGACGAUGACGCUGAGGAGAUGGAGGCCAAGGCGGAGGACUAGGACCUCCCCACCGGACCUCCACGAUGAGAGGGGUGAAGAGGAAAACCCAAGGCGGACGGACCUGGCCAUACUCGGGCAGUACAUUCAACAGUGGCUCUCAACACUUCCCAGAAGUUAAUACAUUCUUUUGGCCCGGAAAAAAAAUGAAACAAAAUGUGUUUGAACAUGGUGUUGGGCUCGAUAGUGGUGAUACGCUAUUGAUAUCUUCUGGCCCUGCUCUUUCAGAGUCCAUGUCCGAUUAGUUAUUUUUGAAGUAAAAUUAUACAACUGAGGUAUUGACCGUACCCCUCGUCCCCCUCUGUAAAAGAUUCAAUAAUUCCAAAGCCGUUUUCAAAAAGUGGCCUUCACUAAUCUCUGGCUCACCAGACCAGCGUGUUCAGCAUCCAUGACGUUUCAUCUCUAGCUGGCUGCACAAUGCAGCCAACAAUGGUAAAACUGAAAAAAGGCUAAUUUUUCCUCAACACCAGUCAUGGGUGCAUUUUUGUGCUGUUUUCCUUCCAGUUUAAGGGUUUUUACCGGCAGGAUAUUGAUGGUUUAGCUGACAUGAUCUCAAUAAAGUUACGGGAAGUUUUGAUUCAAAGCGUGUCCUUGUCAGUGAGUUGUUGCACUAUUUUAGCAAACUGGUAAUCUCGGUUCUAAAUCAAAUCAAAUGUACCAACGUUAUUGGAUAAUUGAACCUCUUUAGAGGAAUUAUUGUAGGAAAAAUGUCACAACAUUACGGAUCUGCUCCUUUUUAGACCGGUUGGCAUGAAGGACCAAAGGGUUUAUCGGUUCAAACAGCUUUUAAAGACUGAGCCUGUUUGUCCGAGAAGGGUCCAGCUGCAGGCUUGGGCGUUUCCGUCAUGACACAAGAACGCCCAUUAGGCGUUCCUGGUAGCUUUUCAUCAACCAAUCACGAGGUGUUUCGAAAGGCGUACUGGGUUUCGCAAGGCAUACUUCGAAGCACAGUCGCAAAGCAUACUAUGCUUACCUUCCUUAAUGGCAAUUUUACCUCUCGUUAGAUUUAGCAAUCAUGGAGACCCCACUUGGUUGACGUUAGUUCUAUGCUACCCGUACUUGAAACUGCUGUUUGAGAAAAUCUAACUAGCGAAUGUUCCGGAAGUUGACAGCCGUGCGAAGAAGGGGUUCGGUGUUGACGGUGAAAGUUAGGCCGGUUUAUAGCAGAGUUUCGGUUGUCGGUUAUUACCGGUCCUUCACCGGAAAAAAAUGAGGGCCGACAAUUCUAAAUGUCCCCGGUCAGAAAGACCAGUGGCGACUGGUCAUUAGGGGCAAGUCGCUACUCUCACAAGAAAAAAAGAAAAGAAAAUGAAAAAAAACAUAUCUAAAAAAUAGAAUAUAUAUAUAUAUAUAUAUA